UCCGUGCUGCUCCUCCUCCCAAGUCCCCCCACUCCACCUGCCGAGGCUCGCGACGCCUCUGCAACUGCUGCCGCAGCCCCACGCCCCAAACCCUAGCCACCCUCCACCGCCACCGCCAUGGCCAACCCAUCCGCUGCCGCCGUCACCGCCGUGGAGGUCGGGGCGCCCGAUUUGCUGCCCCCGCCGGCCGCAGAGGAGGCCGAUGCCGCGGCGGCGGAGGAGGCCGCGGCGGCCGCGAAGAGGUGGCCCGGUUGGCCCGGGGACAGCGUGUUCCGGCUCGUGGUUCCGGUGCUCAAGGUCGGGAGCAUCAUCGGGCGUAAGGGCGAGCUCAUCAAGCGCCUCGUCGAGGAGACUAAGGCUAGGGUCCGCAUCCUGGAGGGUCCCGUCGGAGCAACCGAGCGCAUUGUUUUGGUGUCUGGAAAAGAAGAUCCAAGCUUGGAGCUUCCGCCAGCUAUGGAUGCUCUAGUGAGAGUUUUUAAACGUGUCAUUGGAAUAGCAGAUGGAGCUGCUGAGGGCACUCAGGCAGCUGCUGCACCUGGUGUAUGUGCUGCCCGGCUGCUGGUUCCUGGAGCUCAAGCUAUUAACCUAAUUGGGAAGCAAGGUGCCACAAUCAAGUCAAUUCAGGAGAGCACUGGUGCUACAAUUCGGGUUAUAUCAGUAGAUGAACGAGAGCGACCAUUCUAUGUAACUGAUGAUGAAAGGAUAGUUGAGAUACAAGGUGAAACAGAGAAAGUUCUAAAAGCACUUCAAGCAGUUUCUAACCAUCUUCGGAAGUUUUUGGUUGACCAUAGUGUACUCCCAUUAUUUGAAAAGACUAAUACUGCAGUGAGCCAAGAUCGCAGCGGUGAUGGUUGGGGUGAUAUGUCACACCCUUCAAUUGGUUCUGCACAAGUAAAUCAACCACCUCUGGUAGUUGACGAAUAUAUUCUUCCGGUGAAGAGGGACACUUUGUAUCUUGAACGAGAACCUCUAGUAGAUCAUAGCAUUCAUCGCUCAGGAGUGUCACUUUAUGGGCGUGAUCCUGCCUUGUCAACAUUACGACCCUCUGGGAUGCAUGGUGCUGGGCCUCUACUUACACAGAUAACUCAAACCAUGCAAAUCCCACUUACCUACGCAGAGGACAUUAUAGGAGUCAAAGGAGCAAAUAUUGCGUACAUACGAGCUAAUAGUGGGGCUGUUGUGACAAUUCAGGAGAGUUUGGGCAGCCCUGAUGAUAUUACUGUUGAAAUAAAGGGGACGUCUUCACAAGUACAAGCUGCCCAACAGCUCAUCCAGGACUCCUUAGCUGCACACCGAGAACCUGUCAGAAGCAGCUAUGUGGGAGCAGGAUUAGAUCCAGUGUACAGGCCCAGCUACUCACAAUAUGGCAGCUCCACCUAUUCGUCGUCAUCACUCCCAUCUUAUUCUAGCAUCGAUGAUGGUAGAUAUCCAUCUUCAGGCCUGGGCGGCUAUGGGUCAAGUUACCGGUACUAGUAGCAGUUCAUCGUUAGGAAUGCUUGGUGCAUCCUGUAUUUGUUCCUGAAUGAGCAAUACAAAUCAGGCAAGUUUCCUGCUGACUGUGUGCUGCUGACUGUGUGCUUUCCCGGUGGGAAUUCGGUAGAUCGUAUUGUAUCUCUGUACGCAUUUCAGGGUAUGCUGUACUCUGUUAGAGUGACAAACAGACAGUUUAUAGGGUUCCUGUUCGAUGGAAUUGAAAUCUGUAACGGCUUCCUGUGGUUUAACGGUGAUUUUUGGUGAUUACUGCAAUUCGAUGACCGCAUUUUGUGUAA
This is a messenger RNA of Panicum hallii, 1769 nucleotides long. Its product is annotated as RNA-binding KH domain-containing protein PEPPER. Gene Ontology annotation, molecular function: mRNA binding. The transcript is spliced from 6 exons. The record is from RefSeq and is a predicted model, not a curated record. NCBI's taxonomy places the organism in Eukaryota, Viridiplantae, Streptophyta, Magnoliopsida, Poales, Poaceae. Gene Ontology annotation, biological process: regulation of gene expression. Gene Ontology annotation, cellular component: nucleus; cytoplasm. The coding region runs from base 118 to 1473 and encodes 451 amino acids.